This is a messenger RNA of Anopheles gambiae (African malaria mosquito), 9396 nucleotides long. It is a transcript of the gene Khc, whose product is annotated as kinesin heavy chain. Gene Ontology annotation, molecular function: microtubule binding; ATP binding; microtubule motor activity. Gene Ontology annotation, biological process: microtubule-based movement; mitotic spindle organization. NCBI's taxonomy places the organism in Eukaryota, Metazoa, Arthropoda, Insecta, Diptera, Culicidae. The record is from RefSeq and is a predicted model, not a curated record. The transcript is spliced from 5 exons. Bases 1184 to 4267 code for a protein of 1027 amino acids.
CGCAGCGGUUGUGAAAAAUUGGAGAACAAAUAUCGAACAAGAGAAAAACUCUCCUCCCCCGUAACGGUGCCACACACCGCAACGGAUAGUGCCAUUGUGUGGGUGUGCGUGACAAAGCAGCCGGAGGCAGCGGAAACAGAGGCGAACUGUGCGUGUGUGUGUGUGAGGCGGCGGCUCGUGUGUGUGUGUUUUUUUCCUGUGGCAAAUUUCGGAGCUUUUCCCGAAACAAAUUCGGAGCACACUUCUUUUCAGCGCGUUGUGUGGAAAAACUUUAGAAUCUCUAUGUGCGUGCGUGUUCCCCCGGCUCCCCUUAUCCCCCAUCCCGCAAUUCCUGCUUCGUUACAUCGCCGGCUGAGGAAAGCGUGAAGAGCGGCAGGAGAGGAAAAGGCAGGAAAAGCGUAAAAAAAACCGUCAGUCAGCGCUUUUUUCGCCAUUUCCCGUGCUUCGCCUAGAUCGAGAGCGGACGCGAAGGAGAGAGAGAGAAAGAGAGGCCAUUGUUAGAAGCCAUGUUAUUUAUGCUGCUGCUGCCGUUUUGAUGCAAUUGAUUCGCCGGUGGUUUUGUUUUUUGUUUUCCUCUUCUGCAAAGUGGUGCACAGCAGGUGGACAGAGAGUUGGUGGACGGAAGCCCAGAGACAUUUUUCCGGGCAAAACAGAUUAAAGCAAACCGUGCGCGUGUGUGUGUGUGUGUGCCACACAAACAAUUUAAGUUGGAAGCGCCAUUAGGAGAAAAAAAAUUGAAGAGUGAAAAAAAACGGUUCAAAAGAAGUGAUUGCAGCAAGAAGAAGAAGAAGAAUCAGUGUGUUUGUGUGUGUUUUUUGUAUGUGAGUGUGUGCGGGUUUUCCGCCGCUGCGGACGAUUCUAGCGAAAAGCUCUCGGGAAAAGCCCCCCAACAACAACAACAACAACAACAGUGAAAGGAAAUCGUCUGUGCACGUGUGUGUGUUUAAAGUGUCCUAAAUAUAGCCGCGCACUGUGUGUGCGCGCGUGUGCGAACCUCUGUGUGUAUGUGCGCGUUGAGGAGACGCAGCCCCGCACCACAACAGCGACCUCCGCGCCCACCACCCAUCGCGAGCAAACGGGGGCAACAACACUGUUAGGCGGCCAACACACUGCCCGCUCCUGCUCCUUCUACCCUUUCCAGUAGCGUACACACACACACGUGUAGACAGCAACAGCAGCCAGGAUGUCGGGCGUGCGGGAAAUACCGGCGGAGGACAGCAUCAAGGUGGUGUGCCGCUUCCGCCCGCUCAACGACAGCGAGGAGCUUGCGGGCUCGAAGUUCGUCGUCAAGUUCCCGUCCGGGCCGGAGGAAAACUGUCUCUCGAUCGGGGGCAAGGUGUACCUGUUCGACAAAGUGUUCAAGCCGAACGCGACACAGGAGAAGGUGUACAAUGAGGCGGCGAAAUCGAUCGUGUCGGACGUGCUGGCCGGCUACAACGGCACGAUCUUCGCCUACGGCCAAACGUCGUCCGGCAAGACGCACACGAUGGAGGGCGUGAUCGGCGACCCGGCCAAGCAGGGCAUCAUACCGCGCAUCGUGAACGACAUCUUCAACCACAUCUACACGAUGGAGAUGAACAUCGAGUUCCACAUCAAGGUGUCGUACUACGAGAUCUACAUGGACAAGAUCCGCGACCUGCUGGACGUGUCGAAGGUCAACCUGAGCGUGCACGAGGACAAGAACCGGGUGCCGUACGUGAAGGGCGCGUCCGAGCGGUUCGUCUCGAGCCCGGAGGAGGUGUUCGAGGUGAUCGAGGAGGGCAAAUCGAACCGGCACAUCGCGGUGACGAACAUGAACGAGCACUCGUCCCGCUCCCACUCGGUCUUUCUGAUCAACGUCAAGCAGGAGAACAUGGAGAACGAGAAGAAGCUGUCCGGCAAGCUGUACCUGGUCGAUCUGGCCGGCUCGGAGAAGGUGUCGAAGACCGGCGCGGAGGGCACGGUGCUGGACGAGGCGAAGAACAUCAACAAAUCGCUGUCCGCGCUCGGCAACGUCAUCUCGGCGCUGGCGGACGGCAACAAGACCCACAUCCCGUACCGCGACUCGAAGCUGACCCGUAUCCUGCAGGAGUCGCUCGGUGGCAAUGCGCGCACCACGAUCGUCAUCUGCUGCUCGCCCGCCAGCUUCAACGAGUCGGAAACGAAGUCGACGCUCGAUUUCGGCCGCAGAGCCAAGACGGUGAAGAACGUGGUGUGCGUGAACGAGGAGCUGACCGCGGAGGAGUGGAAGCGGCGGUACGAGCGGGAGAAGGAGAAGAACACGAAGCUGAAGGGCAAGAUCGAGAAGCUCGAGGCGGAGCUGGCCCGGUGGCGGGCGGGCGAAACGGUCAACGUGGAGGAGCAGCUCGACCUGCAGCAGGACGCGAUGGAGGCGAGCACGCCGAACGUGGAGGUGCUGCUUGCCCAGCCGGCCGAUCUGCCGGUGCCGGCGACACCGGGCGGCGGCGGCCUGCCCCUGUCCGCCGAGCGCGACACGCUCGAGGUGGAGCGGGAGCGCCUGUACCAGCAGCUGGACGAGAAGGACGAGGAGAUCAACCAGCAGUCGCAGUACGUGGAGAAGCUGAAGGAGCAGAUCAUCGACCAGGAGGAGCUGAUCGCGAACACGCGCCGCGACUACGAGAACCUCCAGUCGGAGAUGACGCGCAUCCAGCAGGAGAACGAGAACGCGAAGGAGGAGGUGAAGGAGGUGCUGCAGGCGCUCGAGGAGCUCGCGGUCAACUACGACCAGAAGUCGCAGGAGAUCGAGCUGAAGAACAAGGAGAUCGACAUGGUGAACGACGAGCUGCUGCAGAAGCAGACCACGCUGAACAGCGUCCAGUCGGAGCUGCAGCAGCUGAAGGACAUGUCGUCCCAUCAGAAGAAGCGCAUCAACGAGAUGCUGACCAACCUGCUGCGCGACCUGUCCGAGGUCGGGCAGGCGCUCGCCGCCGACCAGAACGAGAUGAAGAUGAACGUGGAGGCGUCGGCGGGCAAGGUCGAGGAGGAGUUCACCGUCGCCCGGCUGUACAUCAGCAAGAUGAAGUCGGAGGCGAAGAACCUGUCCGCCCGGUGCGCCAACCUCGAGACGCUGCAGCAGGACACCUGCCGGAAGGUGGGCGACUACGAGAAGGAUCUGAGCGAAUGCCGGCUGCUGAUAUCGCAGCACGAGGCGCGCAUGAAGUCGCUGCAGGAGUCGAUGCGCGAGGCGGAGAACAAGAAGCGCACGCUCGAGGAGAACAUCGACGCGCUGCGGGAGGAGUGCGCCAAGCUGAAGGCGGCCGAGCAGGUGUCGGCGGUGAACGCGGAGGAGAAGCAGCGGGCCGACCAGCUGAAGGUGGCGUUCGAGAGCCAGAUGGACCAGCUGCGCGACGUCCACACCAAGCAGGUGUCGGCGCUGCGCGACGAAAUCUCCGAAAAGCAGGAGCUGAUCAACGAACUGAAGGACACCAACCAAAAGCUGACGCUUGCCCACCAGCAGAUGACGGCGGACUACGAGAAGCUGAAGCAGGAGGAGCAGGAAAAGUCGGCCAAGCUGCAGACGCUUAUGUCAGUAUCACCCUUCCCAGACUCGCUACUAUUAACACCGCCACAGCAUACUACUACUACUACUACCACUACCUUCCACAACCAUCAUCCAUCUAACCUCGAUUCGAACAAGCUCCUAGAACAGCAACAGUAUCACGAAAAGCAGCAGCACGACUGGCUAGCGCUGGAGGCGGACCCACUGUCCGCCAAGCGCCGGACGCCCCUCGACUACCAGUCAGGGCUGGCGUCACCCGCCUCCAGCGUGGAGCUCGUGCGCCUACUGCAGGCCGUCCUCAGUGAGGGCGAACAGCAGCACCAGCAGCCGUGCAAGCUAGCGUCUCCCGUCGGUCAGCGGCUGUCGAAGCGCGACAAGAACCGGGCGAACGAGGAAAACGCCAAACUGACACCGUCCUCGACACCGGAACGGCACCACCAACAACAGCAGCAGCAGCCACCCGCCCGCAAGCGUGCCACCAAAUCGCGCCGGGUGCUGAACCUGCGGGCGAAGCGGGACGAUGAGCGGGAAACGCCCGGCCUGGCGGCGGCCGUUGCUCCGCCCGUCAAGCAUCGGUGCCGCUCGGCCGACUCCUCCCCAGCACCGUGCGUCGCCGGCACCGAGCUGGAGGGGGUGUGCGGGUGGCCCGGCCGCCUGAUCAGCUCGCUGCUGCCGAAGGGCAUGCCGACGCUGCAGCUCCAUCUGCUCAUCUCCCUCACGAUGGUGCUGCUAACGCACCGCUGCCCGCAGUUUAUGCUGGUGCUGUAAAACAAUCCACCCACGGGACUACCCCAUUCUCCUUCCCCCCUCUCUUUCGUUUUUUCUGUGCGUGUGGCAAUGGUAUCUCCUACUCACUGUGUAAUGGUGUGGCAAGUUGAUAUCGUUUUUUUGCGUUUCGGUCCAAUUGUUUUGUAUAAAGUUUUAGAGCAAAACGAAGCUUUCUUGGCAGAAAAGCAAACCGCUCAGUAUUAGAGUUGCAAAAAAAAGCUCCUCUUUUUGGCUUAUCCCGCCUAUAGCGAUAACGGCGAUAACGCAUCUCAGAGAAGCUCAAAACUCAAGCGCUGCACAUUGCGACGCGGUUUGGCGUGAUUUAUUGUUAGCAUUUCCAUCCUUCCGGAGCAUCUCUUCUUCUUUCUUAUUUUUUUCAUCAUGACAGGAAAAUGAAGAUUUUUUCCGCAUCGAAUCUUCUCUUCUUUUGACCUGGAGACGCACGCUCUCUCGCGCGCGCGCAAACCGUCUCGUUACUGUGUGUUGUUAGUUCUGGUAGUUACGAUCCGACCGACCCGCCUGUGGCUGGUGGGGCAGAUAUGGUGGAAGCGCUUACGUUCACGUUUCCCUUUCCCACCGCCCACGGUGGGUGGCAGGAUCGACGAUAAGUUAGAUUACGCCCUAGUUAAAUGUUGUUGACUAAUAUGUAGAGCUACUAGCACCACCGGACCACUCCCAGGCACGCAAAAAGUCGGUGCCGGUCGGCGGUGGUUGUACGAUAAAUGCUGUAGAAGAAAAAAAUGCUGCUCCUUUUGCGCUCCCAAACUCUCCACCCCAAAAAAAGGCCUUUUUGCUUCUGUGAUAGCAAAAACAAAAUCCCCCCCCCCCCCCUCAGUCCCUCAGUCAUAAUAGUAUUAUAGAACAGCGACGAUGUGGUACGAACAAUUGAGGGUGGUGGGGAAGACUUCUUCUUCUCUAAAAAAAAUUAAAGAUUGUGUAAGAUUAAAUCAGGGGGACACACACUUUAUCUUAUCGUUCGAAGAAGAGCAAGAAAAAAACUAAGUUCGAUUAGCAUAUCUACCGGUUUGCGCAGUCACUUUUGCUGCAUUGUUACGUCACGAAUGUGUGUGUGUUUUUUUUUUCAAAGAAUUUUUAUGUGUGUGCGUGUAUAAAUUUCCGUUUUGCAUUGUACGUUAAGCUUGCCGCUAAGCCCACUGCCUCUCGAAGCGGUGGAAGGAUUUACGUUAGGUUUUAGUUUUUAGUUUGCAAACUAUUUUCUGUAUCUCGCACCAUCAUCGUUCGUGGUGGUGGUGAGGUAGUAGGGUAAGCGUUUGCUGAUGGGUGUGUACAAUACGGUGGGCCACAGCCAGUGCUGCAAAAUAUCACUGUCAAUGUCAUAAAAACAAUCGGACUGAAACAAAAUGUCAUGUCAGUGUCACGUACUCAAUUGUGAUAAUCAGAGGCUGAUACUCAAAACAGAUUGGUGUGAUCAAUGCAAUGCUUCGUGACAUUUUUGCGACCAACGCUUGGUCAGUCAUUAUGUCAUGACUUUUUUAUUUACUGAGAUCAGUUCCGCAAAACGUCACUGACAUAGUCAUGACAAAUUCCGGCUGACAUAAAAUCUCUUCUCUGAUCAUCUCAGCUGUGUACGUGAGCUGAUUUGAGCUUCGUUUCAGUCAUGAGUGUUGGUGACUGGAAGCACUGCUCUCAGUCAGAAAAAGUCAUUAUUAUUAAGCUCAAAAUGUCAGUCAGAGUAUUACGUUGGACUCAAACAUUCGCAUGUCGCAGUCAUGACACACUUUUAUUGAGUAUCAGCAAUGAGCAUCAAGCUACCGCGGAUAUGUUCAUUGUUUCCUAUGUUUAUUUUCUCGCGAUGAUCAUGACAUUUUGCAGCACUGGUCACAGCUCUGCUGGCGGUGUGGCACACACUAUAGGGUUUAUAGGGAAGCGGCCCUCAUCAGCCCAAGGAACUUCGCCUGCGCGGCGUGGCAAUAUUGAACGAGCUGUGAUAAAGAUAACGCAAGAGAGAGAGAGAGGGAGCAAGCGCAAGUAGUGCAUUAGGUUUUCGAUUAGCGAUUGCUUUUGUGUUAGCAAUACAAUGCCCCCCUCCUCCCCCCUUAGGCUGCCACUCCUGUUUCGCGUGCUCCAACGCUUCCCCAAAUAAGCCCGAUGGGGGAUCACACUCUUGAUAGGCGAUGAAGACGAUGCACAGAAUCCGAUGAAGAAGGUUCGAAUCAUUCGCGAACGCGCCGGUAAAAACAUCCACAGACACACACACACACAUAGACACAUACAUGAGCCCACUAAACGUGCCCAAUUUUCUUGAUAUGUGUUUUUGUUCUAUCGCGCUAGCCAUCUCCCUUUGGUCCCCUUCGCUUUCGAGAUGUGCGUUUUGGACGUUUUUUUUUUUUAAUUGUAUCUCCCCCUCUCUCCCUACUUCGAACAUUUUCGUUGUGCUGAUGUGUGUACAUUCCGAUUAGGUGUUAAGCUUUUACAACGUUUUAUUGAUUAUCCGUUGCUAACUUUAUUGUAUUGUUGUCACUUUUUGUUGUUAUUUUUUCUCCUUUACCUUUAACUCAUUAACUUUAAACUCAUCCAUAAUUUUGCAGGUCACCCCUCCCGCCAAGUUGUUUCACUGUCUCGUUUUGUUUUGUUGUAGUGUUUUAGCCCGGUUUUUCUUUCACAAUUUUUGUUUCCAGCUUUUCUCUUCCCCCCAUGUAUGUCGCGCUACCAUUACGCUGGUUGCGCCGCCGAAGACGUGGCGGCAGUGGGGGCUGAUAUUUCUGUAUUUUAAAAGAGCAAAAAAACCCUAAUUAACCAAAAACAUUGAACGCCCCGCUAAGCGCCGAAAAGCCGAAGCCCACCCACCCCUGGAGCCGAAGAGAAGGCCGGUUUGCGCGUGAUUCGUGUGUCGGUUGUGGCGUUUUUUUUUUCUUCUCUUUUUUUUAACGGGACUGUCACACCACCAAAUCGAUGGAUUGGUUAGGGCACAUUUUUUGUUUUGUUUUUAACAAAAGACUUCAACAGACACUUUCCCAGGACGGCCCAGGAAAGUAAGGGUAGGAAUGAAGAAUCAUUGUAGCGAAAAGAGAGCAAAAAGAAGAAGAAGAAGAAGAAGACAGUUAGAGAGCAGAGUACGAAGGUGUCCAGACCGCGACCCCAGACACAUCGGCCGCAUAUCUAGUGCUUCCAGGCCUUCCAGGUUCCUCUGGCGCGGUCCUCAGCAGCGUCCGUCCAGAAUGGCGUGACCAGUGAUCCAGGCUUCGGGGCGGGCGAGUGCGUGCGUGCGUGCGUUUCUGUUCUGAUUUUUAGGUUUUUCUAGGUUUGCUCCGGCGGGACUGCUGCGCUUCCUCCGCGCACUGCUUACGGCGAGCAAGCGUGCGCGUGCGGUUCGGCGUGCCAGGUUGCUGUGCUACGAUGUUGCGAUGUUACUGGGAGCUCAGCGAAUCAGAUGGAUGGCGGCACUAACCUUUCCCAUACCUUCCGACCCAUCUUGAAAUCUUCGAUAAGAGAAACACGAAACACAAAAGCGAAAUGAGAACAUAUAUGAGCGUAUUGUAUCGCGUCGAAAUCCGUUUUUGCCGGUAAGCCAGGAUCGACCAGUAAGACUUCGGAAGCGGUAGGCUCUAGCAAAUAUCUAGACAGACUGAUUUAGAGCUAGGAUGCAUCUAGGCUUGCAGUCGUUAGGGAUACUUUUACGAAAGAGAGCGAGAGAGAGGAAUAGAGAGAGAGAGAGAGAGAGAGAGAGAGAGAGAGAGAGAGAGAGAGAGAGAGAGAGAAGUUGGACUGCGUUAGUAUCUAUUAACAACCACCACGACCAGAUGCGACCAUGCGGCUUGCUGGGGUUGCGGGCAUAAAGAGGAAAGGGCUUCCCGGGCUGCGACGUCUCCGGCUGUAAGCGACGAACUUUUUUGUUUGUUUUUUGCCUUUGUAAAGCAAUGUACAGUAAACCAACAAGCAAAAACAAAAAAAAACAACCUGCCCCUCUCCGCACACCACCACCCCAUCCGCCUGGUAGAUGUUUUAUGUUUCAGUUCCAUCUCUUCCGUUUUAUAUUAUGCCUGAACAGUUUUUUGUUGUUCUUUUUUUUCUCUCUCUCUGUACUACUGAAACUCUCAUACUACCAUCCUAUAUAUAUGUACUCCUUUUUGCGUUUGAAAUGUACACUAUCUCUCUCUCUCGCUCUCGCUCUCUUUAGUUCAGCUUUCUAACGAAAAUAAAGGAUACGGAUACGUACGAACAGAGCACGCACUAUAAACAUGCACCCCAAAAUAACUCUAACAGACUUAAUUGUGCACACACACCACAAAAACCCCCACAGACACACAUACACAGCUAUAUAACUUAAACACACACACACAUAUCAUACGGAGAGAAAGUUCGGGCUGCUAUAUCUGCGCGCGUAGACAACGACCAGCUAUCGCAAAUCACUAACGCCGCGCACACAAUCCACGCGAAGGCAGGCAGCGCAAGGGGUCAGCUAAUACAGGACAAUAAUCGGGUGUGAAACCGGAUGGGGCCAGAAGACGCCCUUGCUAAAGAGAAUUCCUUUUUUCCGUAAAUUAUGCCGCGCUUGCUUCCGCUUUUGCAGUGCGGUCCGCCGGGUCGAUUUGUGUAGCCAAUCGAAUGCAAGCGCAGUAACGCUAGAAUUAAGCAUUUGACUGGGCAGAUGAUGCCCGCACAGUAAUGUGUCCCCCCCGUACUGGACGCAGGGAAGGUGCUGUAGUGAAAAAGAGAAGAAAAAAAAAACAAAAAUUGCCCGUGUGGCUUUGUGUGUACAGUAAAGGAAGAGGAGAGAAGAAAUUCAGAAAAUCAAAAAGAAAAACAAACCAAAUAUGUUAUGUACAGUUUAUAAGCUAAGAGAGAUGAUCAUAUAUAUAUACAGAUAUUUAUAUAUACAUAAGUAUAAUGCAGAACCUGGCAAGAGAGAAGGCUAAUCGGAAUGUGAAACAACAACAAAAAGUGUAAAUGUAUGUUUUUUUUUUGCUGGAACUAAACGAAAAACAAAACCAAAGAUGUUGUCAACGUUACCGUGCUGCGCGCUAGGCAGGUGGAGAGCAACACUGUAAUCGUAAUGCGAGGAAGCGAUAGGGAGCGAUAGAUCGGUAGCGGAAGCGAAGCAUGAAAACACGUAUGAAACAACCAAGCAAAAACCGAGUUAAUUAAACGUAAAAAGACACGAAUCUGUA